GGUUGUCAGAACACCCCAAACAUAACCCCAUUGUUUUGUUUACACUCUUUAUGGUACGUGUGUUUUGCGGAAAUUCCUUGGUAAAUUCAGUGAAAAUGCGAAUUAUUCUCACUACCUGGGCACUGACACGACCCACUGGCGUGUACUGUCGACGGCUGUGCACGGAAAUUGCAUUGCCACGGGCGCAAAAUGAUGAUUCACCGUUGAGUGUGCCGGAGAACUAUAGUGAAAUCGAGAGAGCGCCCAAUUUGCCGCCUACCUUCAAUUUCGCCAGCUACAUAAACAAAUCCCCAACACUGCAGCAACUCCUGAACCUAGGCGUGGAUCUGUACAGUAUCGAGAAGCGCAAGGGACUGCCACAAUUCGUGCUGAAGCUGGACUUUGAGCGGGACAUGAAGCAUGUGAUACAAUUUCUCACCGAUCAGGGAGUCCCUCCGGAUCGCCUGGGGCACAUCAUCACAAAGAAUCCGUUGAUCUUCAAGGAGCACUGCGACGAUAUGGCCGUGAGGAUCAACUAUCUGGAGUCGAAGCGCUUUAGUAGAGAACAAAUUUCGUGGAUUGUGAACAAAAAUCCCUUCUGGCUCAUGUUUUCCACGCAGAGAAUCGACCGGAGGCUUGGAUACUUUCAGAAGACCUUUGAGCUGUCGGGCCAGGAAGUGAGACAGAUGACUUGCUUGUGUCCUCGGCUGGUUACGUACUCAAUGGAACACGUGAGAAAGAGCACAUUCUCCAUCAAGGAAGAGAUGGGCUUCGAGAAGGGGGAAGUGAAGGCUCUGCUGCUGAAACUGCCCAAGAUUUGGAUGAUGAGUCACGAUUCUCUGAUGGAUCGCUUCCAGUAUGUGCACAAGAGCAUGGAAAUCACCCAUGAGCACCUCUGCAGAGAUCCUUACAUCCUCCUGUCGCGUCAAUACCGCAUCCGGCAGAGGCAUGAGUUCCUGAAGUACUUGAAGAGAGCACAGUAUGAUCCCCAGAAGGAUCUCUAUGUGUCCCUGAAAAAUCUCGUGGUGGGAAAUGACGAGGAGUUCGUCCUCAACAUCGCCAGAUCCACGAUCUCGACUUACAACGCCUUCUUGAAGACUCUUUGA
Molecule: messenger RNA, 1085 nt
Organism: Phlebotomus argentipes
Lineage: Eukaryota; Metazoa; Arthropoda; Insecta; Diptera; Psychodidae
Gene: mTerf3
Product: transcription termination factor 3, mitochondrial
Exons: 2
Coding region: 51-1085 (344 amino acids)
Biological process (GO): mitochondrial ribosome assembly; regulation of DNA-templated transcription
Cellular component (GO): mitochondrion
Molecular function (GO): double-stranded DNA binding
Source: RefSeq, a predicted model, not a curated record